Molecule: messenger RNA, 3545 nt
Organism: Arabidopsis lyrata subsp. lyrata
Lineage: Eukaryota; Viridiplantae; Streptophyta; Magnoliopsida; Brassicales; Brassicaceae
Product: BTB/POZ domain-containing protein NPY1
Exons: 4
Coding region: 1831-3387 (518 amino acids)
Molecular function (GO): protein binding
Source: RefSeq, a predicted model, not a curated record
CACAUAAACUUAAGACGUAAAGAACAAAUGGAAGUGAUUAAAGAAAGGGAUAAUUAAGAAAAACAGUUGUUAAUUAGUAACAUUUAAACAACUUAGCUGGCUAGAUUAGAAUAUUUGCAAGCUAGAUUCCCACUCUCUUUUCUCUUGUUCCCUUCAGUUUUUUCUCCAUUUCCUUUAUAUAAAUUAAAGAAAUAUAUACAUAGUAUAUUUGUACGAGAGUAAAGGAUUUUAGUAGGAGAGACAAGUUCGUCAGAGCGAAAAUAAAUCAUCAUCAUUCCUCAUCCCUUCCCGAAGCUGCUCUAAGGAAAGAGAUCCACUAUUAUUACUACUAUACAUACCAGAAUAAAUAAAUAAACCUUCAUUGAGAUUUGAGCCAAACAGAGAAGAAGAAGAAGGAGAAGAAGAAGAGGGAAAGAGAAGAUCUCCAGCGGAUCAGUCCCCGCUUUAAAAGCAUUGGCGGCGUCUGAUUUCAUCAUCUCUCUCUCUUUAAUUCUCUCAAAGACAAAGCCUUUUUCUCUCUCUCGAUAUAUCUCUCUCUUACGCCAUUUGGGUUAUUGCUUUUCUAUGUGUGUGUGAGUGAUUAUGAUGAUGGGAUUAUCUUUCUAAAGCUUUUUAUUUUCCUGGAAAGUUAAGAAAAUUAAAAAGAAAAGUAGUAGACAACUUUAUGCCUAGUUCUUCUCUUCUCUGUUGGAGUUGAGAGACCAAUAAAUGCUGUUAGUAAUGGUUAGUUGAGAUGGGAGGAAAAAGAUCCCGUAGUCCGAGGAGUGUUUGGUUUCUUGCAAAAGGAUAGUGAGGCAAAACAUGGGUUUGGUUUCUCUUGUCUCCUUUCAUUCAUCCCAUUUCCAUUAAUGGUCUCUCCCCUCUCCCAACACCACCUCAACUUUAAUUAACAAACAAACGUUUUCUGCCUUUUUCUCUUCUUCUCACUUCUGUGGUUCUGCUUUGAUUUGAUCGGUUCUAAAGAGAGAGAGAGAGAGAGAGAGUAAAGCUCAAAGCUGCUUCAGAGUCAAACUAAAGUGUCUUCUUUUUAGUAAAGAAGACGAAGAAAGAUGAAGUUCAUGAAGCUAGGGUCUAAGCCUGAUACAUUUGAAUCUGAUGGCAAAUUCGUCAAGUAAGCAUAAUUUUGUUAGUUUUUUCUCUUCUUUUUUUUUUUUUUAAAUAGUUUUGAUUGGUCAAAUGAAACUUCUACUGUUUUGUGCUCUGUGUUUUUGUUCUCUUCUCUUCUCUUUUCUAUUCAUUUUUCUCCACAUGUGUUGCCUCUGUCUAGUUCUUGUAGGGAUUUUAGAAACAUAUGUCCCCUCUUCUCUUGGUUUCUAUCUUUUUGAACAGAAGCUGUUAAAAACAGAUUCCGUGACAUCCCUGCGGAAUUUUCAUUUGCUCUGUCUAUUUGAACAGAGAUAGUUAAACAUGGUUAAGAAUUUCUUAAACUCUGUUACUUGCCAGUUAAAAUACUCUGGUAUUGAUUUUAGAGAUUAAAAACCAGGAUAAGUUUUUCAUCAUCAUGACCAUUAUUGUGAUUGGUUUCACUCAUCAUUUUUUUUUUUGCGGGAAAUACCACAAAGUUAAAAGCUAGAAAAGUUAUAAGAAAUGAGGUAUAUGAGUUUCAGGAGUGGCCCAUUUAUUAGAUGAUCUGUCUUUGUUUAUGUGCUGUUGUUUUGUGGUCCUGAUUUGUAAGAGCAAAGAGUGGAAAGCUAAAGGGAAUGAUGAUUAUGAGUUUUCUUCUAAUUUAGAAAGUACGCUGUUUCGGAUCUUGAUAGCGAUGUUACUAUUCAUGUUGGCGAGGUCACAUUUCACCUCCAUAAGUUCCCGCUGCUAUCGAAGAGCAAUCGGAUGCAGCGACUGGUUUUUGAGGCGAGUGAGGAAGAAACCAAUGAGAUCACUAUACUUGACAUGCCAGGAGGACACAAAGCGUUUGAGAUAUGUGCUAAGUUUUGCUAUGGGAUGACUGUUACGCUCAAUGCUUACAACAUAACCGCUGUGCGAUGUGCAGCUGAGUAUCUUGAAAUGACUGAAGAUGCAGAUCGCGGUAACCUCAUAUACAAGAUCGAGGUUUUCCUCAACUCAGGCAUAUUCAGAAGCUGGAAAGACUCUAUCAUUGUGCUUCAGACAACAAGAUCUCUUCUUCCUUGGUCAGAAGAUCUGAAGCUUGUUGGUAGAUGCAUAGAUUCUGUUUCAGCUAAGAUUUUGGUGAACCCUGAGACUAUCACUUGGUCUUAUACACACAACAGGAAGUUAUCUGGACCCGAUAAGAUAGUCGAGUAUCAUCGUGAGAAGAGAGAAGAGAAUGUGAUACCGAAAGAUUGGUGGGUGGAAGAUGUAUGUGAGCUCGAGAUUGAUAUGUUCAAGAGGGUGAUGAGUGUUGUGAAGUCGAGUGGAAGGAUGAACAAUGGCGUAAUUGCUGAAGCUCUUAGAUACUAUGUUGCAAGGUGGUUACCAGAAUCUAUGGAGUCUUUGACAUCAAAAGCUUCUUCAAACAAAGAUCUCGUCGAGACGGUUGUUUUCUUGUUGCCGAGGGUAAACAUAGCGAUGAGCUACUCUUCUUGCAGCUUCUUGCUAAAACUCCUUAAAGUUUCGAUCUUGGUUGGAGCUGAUGAGACGGUGAGAGAAGACUUGGUUGAGAACGUGAGCUUGAAGCUUCAUGAAGCGUCCGUGAAAGAUUUGCUGAUCCAUGAAGUCGAAUUAGUUCAUCGGAUUGUGGAACAGUUCAUGGCCGAUGAGAAACGUGAAUCUGAAGAUGAUCAGUACAAGGAGUUCGUUUUGGGAAAUGGGAUUUUGUUGAGUGUAGGAAGAUUGAUUGACGCUUAUCUCGCUCUUAACUCUGAUCUUACACUCACUAGCUUUAUUGAGUUAUCUGAGUUAGUCCCGGAAUCAGCUAGGCCGAUACACGACGGUCUCUACAAGGCCAUUGACACUUUCAUGAAGGAACAUCCGGAGCUAACAAAAUCUGAAAAGAAGAGGCUUUGCGGGUUAAUGGACGUGAGGAAACUGACAAAUGAAGCAUCAACGCACGCUGCACAGAACGAGCGACUUCCGCUACGAAUGGUGGUGCAAGUUCUCUACUUUGAGCAGCUCCGAGCAAAUCACAGCCCCGUCACGUCUGUUGCAGCUUCGUCACACUCGCCGGUUGAGAAGACGGAGGAGAACAAAGGAGAAGAAGCGACGAAGACGGUGGAGCUGAGCAAGAAAAGCAGAGGAAGCAAGAGCACAAGGAGUGGUGGUGGUGCACAGCUGAUGCCGUCGAGGUCACGGAGGAUCUUUGAGAAGAUAUGGCCGGGGAAAGGAGAGAGCAGCAACAAGAGCUCUGAGGUUUCUUCUGGAAGCUCACAAAGUCCGCCGGCCAAGUCUUCUAGCUCGUCUUCCCGGCGCCGCAGACAUUCGAUAUCCUGAAUCCACAUGGAGAAACAGAAUUUGUAAAGAGAAGCUAUUAUUAUGGUUGUAACUUAUUAUAAGUGAUCUUAGGAUUUGUGGUAGUUAAACUAAAACUGAUGAAGUUGUGUUCUGUGUUUCUUUAAUCGUAAAGAUUUGUUAACUGUUUCAUUACAUAA